AUGGCGGAAAAUACGAAGAUGGAAGUGGAAGCUAACGUGAAUGAAACGUCACCCGAGGAGGAAAGUCAGGAAAAGGACGAAAUCAUGGGUGAAGGUGUCGAAGGAGAAGAUGGCAGCUCAGAUUCUGAAGAUUCUGAUGCCGAUGAGGCAGUUGUUGACCCGAAAAUUCAACAGCUUGAGCUCCAGGUGACCUCAUGCUUUUUUUUGCUUGCUUCUGAUCUUGUUAGUUGUGCCCAUGCUAAAAAAAAGGGAAGAAAAAAAAUACUGUUUUUAUUACUUUACCCCAUUUGACAAUAGUGUCUCAACAGUUUUGUUACCUAUGUACAGCACUGCAAUGUAACUGAGAUUGUUAGGUUCUUGCUUACGCUUGCACAUCUGUCGGAAUCAUACAGCUGCACAGUAUUAGUAUGCAAAGUAAAAUGUGCAUUAUUAUAACAAGGUCCUCUUAGGGAGUGGGGGGGGGGGAGUACGUAUGUCCCUAGUCUGAAAUUCAAAAAAUGCGGUCGUUUCGCAUUUUGAUGUGUCGGCCAUGUCCCUGUACGUCAGUUUUUAACCUGUCCUUAUAUGAGCCUCUCUAUAUAUGGCAGUGGCGUAGCGUAACCUUUUUGUCAAGUAUGCACGUGGGUCUGUAUGGUUUUAAAAACUUCAUAGAAGAUAACGUUUUUGCUUUCCUUUAAUACAUAAUAGGCAGUUUACAAGCUUGUUAGUCUCGCUUGCGUAAGCAGCGAGACUCAUAAUCUGCAAGCCGUUUUUUUUCCGUUGUAUUUAGUACACAAAAGGCGGUUGUGGUCCCAGGUGUUCCUAGCGGCAACCAUGGAAACUGGAAAUAAGAAUCGAUGCCUGACCGAAGCCAUGCAUGUUUUUUGCAAAUAAAGCUUAGGAAAGAUUAAAUUUAGAGCUUUUCCACAACAGGUCGGUCCACGAAUUCUAUAGCUUGAAAGCAUUGAUUACUUUGGAGCGAGUGAGCUAGCUAAGCAAGCUAAGCCACUUUUUCAUCUGUAAAUAGACUGAAAAAAAUAAAACAGCUGUGAAAAAGCCUGCGAGAAACAAAUCAACAAUCAUUUUGAAUUUACUCUUAUCAGAGCUACAUAUAAAAUACCAGUGGUUGUUCGCCGAAUAGCUAUAACUAUCAGUGGUACUUUACAUAUGCCUAACUGUGUCCAGAAAAGUACCUUAACAUUUGUGAUUGUUUUUUCAGGUGGAGAGCAAUCCUUACCACUAUGAUUCACAUGUGCAACUUAUCAAAAUGCUCAGAGAGUCUGGUGAUCUUGACAGAGUAAGGAAUGCUAGAGAGAGUAUGAGCAAAAUCUUCCCUUUGACACAAGGUAACAUUUGCAUAGUGGUAUUUAUGAACUACUUGUAGUUUGUUGCACGUGUUAAAAAAAAUGCAUUAUACACAAGCUGAAGAUCAUCCUCUCAACUAAAACUCACCUGUUUACUGUAUUAUUAAUAUUCCAGUCAAAAUACUUGGCAUGUUCUGCUCAUUAUUAUGACUUUCAUUACUCCGUUGCCUACUAAGGAUUAUAUACGUCCUGUGUGAGGUCACUCAGCGACCUAGGACAUUAUUAUACGUCCUCGGACGAAUGAAAUCACCAGAAGUCUGGUCGUUCAGGUUGCCUUGAACAAAUGAACUCUGGUUGUUGAGAAAGGUCAGCGGUUGCUGGGUGUAUUUGGCUCUGGUAGGCAAGGGGUUAAUCGUGAACGGAUUGCAUUACCAGAAUAAAAACUCCACUUUCAAAUAGAUGAUUGAAAUUGCCCAACAGAAGCUUUAUUUAUGACUCAAAAUUAAAGUUGUUUUGGGCCUUUCUGACAUAUGCUAAACGUUUACACAUGAAAUAUGAAACCAUUAACCUGAGAUCAGGCUCUAUUUUUGUUUCCCUUUGAAAAUUACAUUACGGCGGGCAAGACGAAACGAAAAGAGAGCCUGAUACAAACCUUUAACGAAAUGUCUGCCACCCACUUUUUUGAUUGAUUGACAUUUGCCGAAUCAGCCAAUCAGAACUACUUGCGUUGCUUGUUUUUGUAGUAUGCAAAUUUUUGCCGCAUGGGAAAAAUGCAGACUGGCUGACUUAAAAAAUAGCUUUUAUCUGUUAAUUUUUUCAGCUAAAAAUAAAACAGUCAGCACAAUCACAUUUAACUUCUUGCAAGAUUAAGGGAGAUCUCGAAGGUUACUUCUGUUUGCAUAGAAGGUAAAAAGUUUUCGAAAAGACGACGACAGAAUGUUCUACUAGUUUUAUUUUAUUUUGGCUAGGUGCUCUGGAAUUUAAAAUACUGAAAUCUCUAUUUUUCCGUUGUCUUGAUAUUUUCCUCGGCAAUUUCCCCUGAUUUUCAGUACUUAAAUCUUUAUAAACAAAAGCAAACAGCCAAUGAGCAAGGACACCAGUUUUCUUGGUUUAUUUUUAAUAAAAAGCGUAGUCAAACAACCAGUCUGUGAACACUGAAAAUUCCUUGAACAGCGAUGCGAUAUUUUUCGUCUAAUACUUCAUAGUUGGUGAUUGAGGUUUCUUUCACAGUGAGCCUCCGCUUGUGUACCCCGUUCAGAGAAGUCAUUCCCGCCUAAACUUUCAAAUGAAACCAGUUUUAAGAUGGACAGUAUUUUGAUUUGCACCCGUUUGUUGGUAAAUCAAAAUGCACCUUGUUAGUGGUCAACAACUUGCAGAGGGAUUCAACUCCGCGAUACACUCACUUUCUGUAAAUAAAGCAAAUCCUGAGAAGAUAUGAACAACCACAUGAAUUUUCUGAAUUUCCAUGGCACAUAUUAGGGCAUAUUUUCCUACCAUAAGACCAUAAAACAAUAAAAAAGACAGCAAAAUCAAUCCUUCUCUCCACCGACGACGGAUCAUUCACAAAAACAACCACGCGAGGAAUAAGCGCUUUCAACUUCCUGCGUUUCCGACAGCCAAUCAGAUCUUGUGGCAUUGUUCUUACUGCCAAUCAGCAUUACGGCCAAAAUCUGGCCCUAACGAGCACAAACUUGUAAUAGUUUGUAUCAGGCCCAAUUUCAGCGGUAGCUGUUAGAGAGAAUGUAUGAGAACCGCUCAAAUUGGGCCUGAUCUUAGGUUAUGAAACCAUUACUGGCUGUUGCUUUCAGUUGGUGUGACGUUGUGGAGAAUUUUCCUUAAUAUUUAGGAGCGUUAUUUUCUUGAUCAACUACAAUACACUUGCAUCUUAUACUAUUCUUCGAUUUAUAGAUAGUGCUUUUGAAAGCACUAGGGGUAAGAUUUGAAAGAGGGCAGCUGUUAGUGUAGUGAUUUGUUUCUUGUUGGCUAUAAACUAGAAAUUAAAAUUAAUUGAUAUAAAUUCAGUACAACCCUGACAACUUUUGCAUUGACUUGUUGUUUUUAAUUAGAGCUCUGGUCAGAGUGGCUUAAAGAUGAAAUGCCAUUAGCAUGUAUACCAGAACAGAAAGAGAAUCUUAUAUCAUUAUUUGAAAGAGCUGUUAAAGACUAUCAAUGUAAGGUUUUUAAUGUUUGUUAUGAAUAUCGUAAAUAACUAAAUAAACCUUAUUUGGCAGUGAUUCUUUUAACAUGUGGUCCUUAGGACCACCAAGUGAUCAUCUUCCUGCUUUAGCAUCUGUGCGUGCAUGCAUGUGUGCAUGCAUCCUUCAAUCUGUUGGUCUGUCCUUCCUUUCUUCCUUUCUUCAUUCUUUCUACUUCAUUUCCUUCUUUUCUUUUCAUGUUUUGGUUAUGGUGAGAAAUGUCUAGGUGCAGGAUGAAAUCUUUCUGAACCCAUUUUUUUGGUGUAUUUGGCACUGUGCUGCACUAUCUAAGGGCAACAAACAUACCAGAACUUCAAAAACUUUUGAUGUGCUGGAAAGGACUUAAAGCACCAUCAUAAACAGCACUUUCCAUUUUCUUUUGACUAUGAUUACACAUGUAGGAGGGUCAGAUGGGGUAAACACGGGACCUAUGAAACAUUGCCUACCCUUCCUUAACAACGCCAGCCCUCCUUAACCCAUUCGCUCCUAGAGAUUUUGCCGAAAAACGCGUUUUGAAGCUAGUCGAGUGGUUUUCUGGUCACUGUCGUGCUAUAAAGAGCUAAAACUUACCACAAACUGGUUUACAGGUCGAACACUUCGCGGUCUUCCGAUCCAGAUGCAAAAUAUCAGCUUGCGAAGUUCGGGCAUGCGCAGAAAGCAAAAUUUCGACAUAGUUUUUGGGUUUAAAAGUGACACAGCAGUCUUGACUUUUACUUUUCGCUUUCUCUCCUCCCUUCUUUUUUUGCUUUUCUUGCCUCAUUUUUUUUUUCUCUUGCUGGGCAUUUAGUAGGCUUGAUUUUGGUGGGAAGAGUUUUUAGGAAAGCUUUUAGGAUCUUAGGAUUAGGCGAAAGGAAAGGUAGGUGGGUAAUGGGACAAGAUUUUCAUGGAGAUUUUCAGGUCAAUGUCACGUGGUUUUUUGCUUGUUUCUCCGGUGUCCUUGACUGAAUUGUGCUCAUUCUGGUAUGGUUUGAAAGAUCUCUUCACUCUGCACAAGUUAGUGAAGAAAGUUGUCCUUGACCGUUAAAACUGAUGACGUCACAAUGGGUAGAAAGGACCUGGAUCCGCACGGGCGGUUACGGGCGGUUCAGGGGCGAAUGGGUUAAUCAAAAAACCUAAAAAUGGCCUUUUACCAACUUUUUCACCUGAUUUGACAUGAAAUAGACAGAUUUGGUUGUUUUAUGCUGAAAAGUGGAUUUUUUUCAAAAAGCUUGGUCCUUUGCUUAACCCAUUCGCUCCUAGAGAUUUUGCCGAAAAACGCGUUUUGAAGCUAGUCGAGUGGUUUUCUGGUCACUGUCGUGCUAUAAAGAGCUAAAACUUACCACAAACUGGUUUACAGGUCGAACACUUCGCGGUCUUCCGAUCCAGAUGCAAAAUAUCAGCUUGCGAAGUUCGGGCAUGCGCAGAAAGCAAAAUUUCGACAUAGUUUUUGGGUUUAAAAGUGACACAGCAGUCUUGACUUUUACUUUUCGCUUUCUCUCCUCCCUUCUUUUUUUGCUUUUCUUGCCUCAUUUUUUUUUUCUCUUGCUGGGCAUUUAGUAGGCUUGAUUUUGGUGGGAAGAGUUUUUAGGAAAGCUUUUAGGAUCUUAGGAUUAGGCGAAAGGAAAGGUAGGUGGGUAAUGGGACAAGAUUUUCAUGGAGAUUUUCAGGUCAAUGUCACGUGGUUUUUUGCUUGUUUCUCCGGUGUCCUUGACUGAAUUGUGCUCAUUCUGGUAUGGUUUGAAAGAUCUCUUCACUCUGCACAAGUUAGUGAAGAAAGUUGUCCUUGACCGUUAAAACUGAUGACGUCACAAUGGGUAGAAAGGACCUGGAUCCGCACGGGCGGUUACGGGCGGUUCAGGGGCGAAUGGGUUAAAGUCCCAGAAAAUCCUUUUUAAUGACAGAGCACUGGGUUAAGUUUUACUCCAACCAUCUCACAUUCCAAUAUUAGAGCCAGUGUUGAAACCUGCCCUCCCAACCUACACAGUUUGCUCCAGUUCUCUCCCCUGGCCCUUCCAUCCCUGACAUUUUAUGGGCCUCCCCCCCAAGCUUCGCGAGUUUCUGCAAUACACGUAUUUCUAGUACUUAAUAUAGCACAGCUACAACUAAUACACCAUAAGAAAGAAAACAGUAUUUUACCGUCACUUUAAAGGUGCUUUGAAUAAUUAAUUUUAACUGCUGCAGCUGUACAACUGUGGAUUCUGUACUGCCAGUUUAUGAUGGAUACCAUGGAAGGUAGCGACAGUCUUCAAGGAGUGAGAUCAAUCUUUGAAAAAGCUAUUAUUGCUACCGGUCUCCAUGUAACAGAGGUAGGUACUUGAUGCAUAGUUGUCCCAAAAAUUCCAUACUGAUGAGAUGUAAAUCUGUCCAGGAUCUUGUUAACAUUGAAUGUGCAAGGUGCUUAAUCUUCCCAGAAACACCCUUUUCCUAGCAGUAAAUUAUUUGCAUCACAAGAGGUAUUUUAAUUUUGCUGGCAAUAAAUUGACAGCAGAACUCAAAAUGUAGGAUUUCUUAAUGAUGUCCUAAAACACACCCUGAUAUAAUUGGAGGAGUCUACUGGGUUGAUUUGUGUUAAUUGGAGGGAGGGGGGGUUUGGUCAUUGACAUUUGGGUGGGGAGGAAUGUAAAAGAGGGAGUCUCCAGAUUUUAGAUCUCCAGAGCUUGGCAUCUCUACUCCAUACUUCACUAUUCUCUUAUGGAAUACACAGUCCUCUUGUAGUGUUAUACAUUUUCCAUAACAUUUUUGAGAUUGUGCAAAUUCAUUUUUCUAUACUAUCUUUAUUCUUAAAGCUGCUAGGGAAAAAGUAAAGUUGUGUCUUAUUUGGUUGACACUAAUAUACAUUUGUGUACACUGCACUGCUGAGGAACAUAAUUUUUUUUUUCAGGGAUCAUCCAUUUGGGAAGGGUAUAGAGAAUUUGAAACAGAUAUACUAGAAUCCCUUGAGGUCAGUAUUCAACAAAAUGUUAAACCAGUGGCUCUUGGUAUUUACACUACAGUGUGCAAUGUUUGUUAGAUUUUAUUUCUAUGAUGGAAAUUAGUCAUCAAAAUUUUGAAUUAGAGAUGUCCUGUGAAAGCUUUUUGAAUCAUCACUUAAAGUAUUGGUUAAGGCCAGUUUAUACACGCCUACUUCAUGCAACAUUAUUUUUGUUGGAUCCAACAAAGUUGGGUGAUGUUGGACGGUGUUGGAAGAGGAAUACUGUAGAACAGUCAAGUUCCACGGGAAAUUAAAGUAAAAAAGAAUUUCUGGGUAAACUGUUUUUCCAGAAAUUAAACCUUAAAUAGAAAGUCAUUGUUUUGUGUAUGAGAAUACCAGACAAAAAAAUGAUCUAGACUCAGCUUUCACAAGGAUGAGGGACAGUGCACUAAUUAUUGCACUUGCGUAUAUCUAACAUUACAAUGAUUGUGAAGUUCAAACUUGGCCAAACGUGGUCAUUCAAACAUGGCUAUUAAGUUGCAACGUGGUUCAUUGCACAGAGAAAACAGGAAAUGGUGUGAUGAUUUUGAACAUUGCCCAGCUUGGUGUUCAAAUGGAUCAAAUAGUUUUGAUUUAAGAAUUGUUUUGGCUGAUACAUUUACUCCAGUUGUGUUAAAUGCGUUUCCAACUUAGGUAAGACGUCCUAUAAAGUUCUCCGCUCCAAAAAUCUGGGAGACUGUACUGCCUGGUCUCAAGUGUCUGCCAUAUCAUAAGUUUAAGAAAGAAUGGAAGUCCUGUCUUCUAACCAACCAAAUCUGACCUUGCUUAUAUGUUUUAUCGUCGACAUUAUCUGAGAUUUUAUUCCUCUCUUUACUGCUGCCAAUUAUUUCAGUGUGACGGUGUCCAACAAGAAAGCUCUUGCUACUUUGGACACUGUACACAAAUGAACUUAAUGUCUUUUAGUUAAUUAUUAUUUAUCAGUUACUUUAUUUUCCUACCUACGUACACUUAUGUAAAUAUCUUAUAUAGUGUGAAAUAAAGAAUUGAAUUGAAUUGAAUUGAAUUCACUGGAAAAAAUUAUAACAGAUUCCCAUUUUUGGAUAUUUUAGGGUAUUUAAAGAAUACCGGGUACCCAGUUUUUAGGGUUUAAACCUUCUCACUCUGUUCAGGGUUAGUCCCUUGAACCAACCCUUAAGGGACCAACCCUGAACAGAGUGAAACGGUUUAAACCCUAAAAAUACCCAUAAGAAAUUUAUGGGUAAAAUGUCCAAAAAUGGGAAUCCAUUAUUUUUUCUUGUGAUUAUCUGUGUUUUUGUUGUUCCAUUGGAGAACUGAACUCCAUUUCUGUUACAUAUAACUUUACAGCAAAUGGUGACUGAAGAAAACAGAGAAACUAUGAUGGAAAAAAUGUGAGUUAUUACUUGUACAGUACAUGUAGUGCUUGUACACCAAUCUAUGCCAUGCCAUAAAGAAUACAGCCAAUCAGAAAGCUAGUAACCUGUUGCAAACCGUACACAAGGGGCAGUAUUUCACAAAAAAUCCCAGUGAGGCUUGGGGCCUCCGUAUUUUCCCUUCAAACACAGCAGAUAGGAACAGGAAAACUUUUCAUUCUACAAAAAUUGCCGGGAGUAGGUUUGUUUAAACCCUAGUUUAAACUACUACUAUUCAGACCACUUGAAAGUAUUGUAUAUCUAGUAUGUAUAGAUAGGACAAUGGGGGCAUUGGACUGUAUAACAAAGGCAAGAUAGCUAAGCCAUGGCCAGAAUCUUUUUUUGAAAUUAUUUUGAAGGAACUUCAUCUGGGUUGUUGAAAGAUAGUUUUAUGGGCAUCGGUGUGGUUUGAAAGAUGCUGCUUGUUCUCCCCUGCAGUAGUAAAGUGUGAAUGUUCUCUACAACCCUUAAAACUGAUGAUGUCACUGUGCUACAAGGGACAUUGAUCUACAUGGGCAGUUACAGGCAGUUGAUCUGUGAAUGUGUUAAAGUGAAGAAACUGUGUAGUUCUGUGGCAUGAAAAUUGAGGGACAGUAAGAAAAGAGAGAAGUGCAUUAUGAAUGACUAUUCAAUGACACCCUGAUUGACACCAGAGCGUAGUGUCCCAGACUGAUGUUCUCAGGGCUUUAUCAUGCCUUCCUGUCCCAUGAACGUUUGCUGAAAUGAGGGGUUAACACAGCCCACUUUGGUUUCAGCAGGUGUUCUUGGGGCAGGAACGCAUGACAAAAGCCCUUUGAAUGUCUGCUUGGGAGGCUAACCAGAGCCAUGAUAAGAAUCACUUACACCCCCAUCAAAAGUGCAUUAAUUUUUUGUUUUAAGGAUGGCAGACACCUGGGCCGAGUUGUUCAAAGCUGGGUUAAGAUAACUCAGGGUUAGUGCAAAAUUUGAAUUCAGAUUUGAAAGGAUAAAAAGCAAAUUCAUUUUAAUUCUUUUUAUCUACAUAUGAUGAUUGGAUGAUCUUAAAAGAAUAGAGAAAACUACCCAAGAAAAUGCUUUCCAAUAAAAGAAAAAGAAUCCCAGAUUAAAAUUUAACUCAGGUUAGCGCUAAUCAGCCUUCAAACAACUGGGCCCAGGGAAUUUCCUUUAAAGCCAUGUUUGUAUUAUUUAAUACUUAAUUUAAUUAAAAAUAAUUAAUUUGUUCCUCUCUUUCCAUAGUUCAGCUCAGAAGGAGAGAGUGUUGUCAGUCUUCAAAAGGCAGCUUGCUGUCCCUCUCCUUGGUAAACACCUACUUAUAAGCUAGCCCUACCUGUUAAAAUAUUCAAGGGUCAGAAGCUUUUUACACAUCCACUACUUUACUGGCCCGAGUUAGCUUUUUCAAAGACUUCUGGGAUUGUUACUGGUGGUGCGCCAGUCAGCUAUUGGUCAAGUUGUUUGCCCUGUCCCCGGUAACAGUCGCAGAAGUCUUUAUGAAAGUUAACCCUGCUCAGUUCCUUCUCGUUUCUAAAGUGGCAAAUAGGCACAGCGGAAGCAGUAGAAAUUUCAGUUACAUGUUUAAAAGAAAUUGGCAUGCUUUCAAAUUUUUCGGAGUUUGGGGUGGGGGCAUCAUUACUCAUUACUCCAUUUCUUAUAAAUUGCACUAUAACCAGUGUUGAAAAUUAUCCCUCUAAAGGCUGGAGCAGAGAGGUGACUAGUGUUAUUACAAGGGGUUAAAAUUAAUGUAAGAAAAAGAAGAAUUAGGCCUCUCACAGCAUAUGUGAACAUGUUGAAUCUACCAUGAUACUAAUUAUGCCUCAAGAAACAGUAUGUGGAAAAAAAAUAUUGUUUAUAAGUUUUGUAUAAUUUACAUUUUACAUUGUUGCUAGACCUUUUUGACUGGUCAGUAUCUUUAAGGUAUAAUUCAAUCUGGAGCUUUAAAGCCUUUGAUAUUAUUCACUAUAAAGGAAGAGAUUGCUCACACCACAUACUUUGCCAAAAAACAAAGAAAAAAAACCACGACAACAAAAAUGCCAGUUCUAGAGGUAUUAUCCUUUGUGAAAGGUACAACGUACAUGUAUAUGUCUUACAGGACAGCCAUAAUUAACAAAUAGUUUAUGAAUUCUCACUUGAUUGUUAAUACGGGUUGAUUCUUUAAUUUUGGUGAUCUCUAGGGAUGCAGGCAACGUUUAGAGAGUUUGAAGACUGGCUGGAGUGCUCCGUCCCUGAUGCAGUGAAGAUAGCUUAUGACAAAGCGUUGGCGAAACUGGAGGAUUGUCUGCCCUUUGAAGAUACACUGGUAAUGUACAUUGUACAGUUACAGCCCUGUUUAUAGGAUUUAUUAAGACUUUUUUAAUAAGGAUAUCUCCAUUCAAGAGAGUUAUUGAAGAGAGUGCAAUCAUAAACAAUUUAAUUUUUAUUAUUAUUGAAUUCGGCUUUCAUUUGACGUGAAGAAUUAUGCAGACUGAGGAUGGAUAACAUCCAAGAUAGGCAUAAUUCUUCACAUCAUAAAAAUGCCAAGAUGAAUAGUUGUUUUAUUAUUCAUUCAAAAUAUUUUAAGUUCUUAACAAGCUUACCUCCUCAUAGACUUUCCUCAGAACUUGGUCUAUUUCUCGGCAUGGUUUCAGGAUAGUAGCAGAUGUUUUUUAUUGCAGAUAGUCCUCAAAAAGUAGGUAACAUCCAUCAAGCAAUAUGUUUUGUGUGUCUUGUAUUUUUUCCAUAGUUUUAGUCAGAAUUCCAGAUUUUUGGUCUUCAGAUAGCUGUGAAUGCCAUUUUUAUUUGUUCACUAUUACCCAAACAGCUUUGUUUCAAAGUAAAUAUACCAUCAAUGAAUCAAUAUUCCAUUUUCGUGCAAGUGCAAUCGCAAGAAGGAGAAAAGCAUGGUUUCAUUUAGGCAUGAGCAGAGUAUUAUUUUGCAGCCAAACACAGUUGGACAACAUUGCACAUGAGCAGACCAUUAUUUGUGGGCAGUUAUUUGUAGGUCAUUUGGUGGGCUCUCGGCCAAUGAAAAGGAGGGCAAAUUUCACUUCAAGUGGUAAUGUUAUUUAUCUUAUUUAGGCUUCAGCACAGCCUCCAAAGACCACUGAAUACAAAUCAUACUUGGAAUAUGAACUGAAGAAAGGUGAUCCAGCCAGGAUACAAUGUUUGUAUGAAAGAGCGAUCAAGGACAAUUGCCUUGUAGGGGACAUGUGGACUGAAUAUACCUCCUAUUUGGUGAGGCAUUUGAAUUCAAUAUUUUUUAGUAUCCUUUGUAUGUAUAUUUUACAAAUUAAUGUACUUUUGUUGAAUCUUACGCAGUUUACAGACAUUUAAGUUCUAUGUGAAAUAACAGGGAAGGAUAGAAAUGAAAAAGGAAAAAAAAGGUUAAUGUAUUUAGCAUGAAAGUGCUAAUAAAAUUGAGGACACUUUUAAAAAACAUCUUUGCUGGAGACAAGGCUGCCAUUUUAUUGAUCUUUCAUAGCUCAUGAAGGUCUUGCCAUUUGCACUUUAAGACCCUGGGUAUUGGUCAGGCCCCGGGGAUUGAACUGGUGACAUCUCGCGUUUCAGUCAAGCGCUCUACUGACUGAGCCAGUCCUACUGCAGUAAUGUGCUUCCUGCAGCACAACUCUGGAAAAGCCAAACUGUACAUGUAUUUAUGACUCUAUGUUUCUCCUUAACAAGCAUUGUAUGCAAGCCAUCCAGGAAAUUCUACCUUGGCUUUCUAGGAAUACUUAAGUUAAAACCUGAUUUAUCCAUUUAGAAUUAGUGCACUUUAAUUUCUUAUUUCUUAUUAGUACCAAACUUAUUUUUUUCCAGGAUUCCACUCUAAAGAUAACCACAGUGGUAAUUCCUGUGCAUGAACGUGCUGUUAGAAACUGUCCUUGGGUAUCCCUGCUCUGGCAGAAUUAUAUCAGAGCACUGGUAACAAUAAUUAUGCAUGUUAUGUUGUCCAUCCAUCUGUCCAUUGAAUUCUAUAUUUUUCUCUAGUCAUCUGAUCAUUCAGUUAGUCACUCAUUUUUUGUGUAUUUGUGUUCCUCAAUAAUAUAUACAUCCAUUUAGAUAAAGCAUUUUUGUGCACUUUUUAAAUAUAUACUUUAGUUACACAUAAGUUUGAUGUUGAGGAAUACCGUAUUUAUUCAAUUAAACGCAUCGGCGUUUAUUUCAAAAUUACGUUUUUAAAUCACUGACAUCAAUGUUUACGAUAGAUCAUUUGGAAAUAUUGUGUGAAACAGAAAGGUGUCUUUAAAAAAGUUGCAGUGUCUCAUCUCUCUUGCUGAGAUAGAAUUGUAACUGUCUGGAUUAUUUAAUUUUCAAGAAUCAGCGAGUUUUUUCUUACAAUCCUCAAAAAAAUGCGCAUAUACUCUUGAUUGGGUGCAGUGUUACUUGGUAAUUUUGCUUCCAUCUGCGGCGUUUAAUCGAGUAAAUACAGUACACAAAGAGUUUUUACUCUUUUCUUUAUUAGGAGCGCACUGGGCAGGAUAAUAACAAAGUAAAAGGUAUUGCUGAUUAUUUGCUUAGCUGGAAGUGACUCUUGCUUUCCAUCUCUUUUGUCCCUGUAAGUCAUGCACUUUUCAUCUGAUGUAAUGUGUUUUGGUUUUUGUUUGUAUAGAAACCCUGGACACAGCUCUUGGUUGUGGGUUUAGCACUAGUGAUGAUUACCUGCAGUUAUGGCAUUCUUACUGUGAUUACAUGAGAAGAAAGACUGAUGACUGGACUGAAGGUAUGCUGCUGCAACAAAUGCAUAUUGCUUUUUAACAACUUUGUUUUUAGUCAGUGACGCAGGCAUCAAUCAAAAUAUCUGAGUUCUUGCAACAAUACCCAGUGUUGGAACCUAUGACCGUGAGAAGUUCAAACUGGAUUCCUGGGGUACUUACCAUUUACAAAUAUGGGAAAAUCAGAAUUCUGGUUGGAAAACCAAAUGUUUCGCACUAUUCCAUUUAGGAGGUUUUAGAAAAUAUGGGCUGUGAUUUGUGGCGAUGCAAUUUUUCUACUCUUUUGAGUCUGUUCAGAUGAUUUUCACAUACUUCGCAGGGGUUGUUCUCCCACCACAUAGUUUUAUGUUUGUUCACAAGAUUGGUUGGUGUAAAUGUUAAGCCUCCUGCUCUUCAUGAAAACUGUUCUUACUGGUUCCAUGUAUUGUUCAAAAGGUGGACAGUGCUAUAUACUGGAUAAAUCUCCACCUGGCCCAGUGGAUAAAGUAAUUGGUUUCUCUAAUACUUUAGCAGGCAUGUUGGCAUCAUUUGAGACUGAACCAGGCUUCAAGGGAGACCAAACCACGCAGCUAUACUCACUUGGGGCUAUACCUGAGAGCAACAAAGUGAUUUCAACCCUCCUGAUUUAUUUCAUAGUUUCCUUAUGAUCUUCAUUACUUUGCACUUUUUCACCUUCUGUGUCAUGCCAGCGUAAAGGUUGAGUUUAUCCUUUGAAAAUCACAUGGAAAUAUAAAGUUAUUCUUUCAGGCUGAGUGUACUUAUGGCACAUAGCAAUACACUGAUUGACUGUGCACACGCAUGACUUUGAAUAAAUGUCUCGCUUGGCAACUGUCAGUCUUCAAAUUAUUGAUUAUUUCGCUUGCUAUCAGUUCAUUCAUUGUGUUUAAUAAUUGCCUCAUCAUGCAAUCAAUUUUACAGAUGGCCAACAGGUUAAGGAACUCAGAGAGACUUUAAAAACGGCAACGGAAUAUUUACAAAAUUGUGAGUUUAGAAUCAAACCCCUCCUUGUAAUUUACUGUUCCUGUUUUUUUUUCCAUUUAUACAACUUGUGUGACGUCGUGGUCUCUGUUUCAGUCUACUUUUUUAUUUGAUUGGCGUCGAGUCAACCACAAAAAUUAUUAUAGCUAACAUCUUCAAAUUUGAGUCAACACUAUAAAAUAUUAGCCGAGGGGAUUUGAACCAAUCGUAAACGAGGAACAGUUUUUUUAUUUGCGUAAUAAUAGUUAUUAUUAUAUAGACACGAGUGUUUUACUGGAAAAUAUACCACUCGUAAAAUUAAUUAAAACUACAUCCGGGACCCGAGUGGUUUAUUUUCCAUAAUCUCACACGUGAGUUUAUCGAUGACUUAAUUUCGGUCAUUUCCCUCUAUUAUUUUAUCGAUGUAUUUUUGUCUAUAUAAUAAAAAGGACAUUACAUGGCGGCUUUAAAGAUUGGCCUGAGAACCUGCAAACGUACUUAAAAGUUAUGUUUUUGACAGUUAAAAUUAAAUGUUUCAUGCGCUUAUAUAAACUGAUACAAAUACUUGAAGACAUAACUUGUUUACAAUAAUUUUAUUCAUUAUCUGUUUUUCUUUUUCAAACUUCACCAGCCGCUGUAAGCGUAUGCUUGUAUGAAACCGGCGUUAUCAGUAGAAACCUGUCGACCUGGCUCAUGUUCGAACUUUCUUCUUUCGUAGAUUUCGGCAAAGAUGGUGAUCCUACAAAUCUUUUGGACAGAUACUGGGCACGAAUUGAGGUAAAUAAAUUGACAGUAUUUUUGUUUGCUUAUUUUCUGAGGUUGGGGAUUGAUAAAGUAUCAUAUCUCUUAGACCCCUUACGAGUUAGUGUUAGUGUAUUGGAUAUUGGACUUAGCGUUAGUACCGAAUACUCUCCUUAAAAGUAGGAUUGGAGUCAUCAUUGUAACUGCCCAUUCCUUGAAUCUGUCAGUUCAUUGGUUUCUCAGUUUAUUAGUGAGUCAGGCGACGGUUUAAAAACAAGGAUUGACCUAGUCAGUUAAUGCUUGGCCUUUUGUGUAAGAGGCUCCGAGUUCGAUUUCCAGGUGUGAUUUCAAGUCCUCGUUUCGACUGCUUUCCUUUCAGUGUAACUUUAGGUAGCAAGGAUGGAGAGUAGGGGGUGGGCCGUCGGGCCCAGGUUUGUCUGUCAAAUGAUGACUGUUACAAGAUACCGACGAAAAAAACUGACCACGAGAUAUGAUAACUUUUCUUAAGGACCACUUUAUUAUCCUUACUUAACAGCAUCGGGGUAACAAAUGGGUUUCUGUUUUGCGUUCUCAAAAAUUACGAUGAAAAUCAUAACUAUAACAAAAUUCUCAAAUCUGAUUGGUUAUCAACUGUCCUAAUUUCAGCACUUACAGGACAGUGCAAUUGGACAGUAAGCGUCAUGGCUUGGUAAUUGGACAGUACGCGCCAUCAAGAAUUUCUUGUGUUUUAAUUGUUUAAAAAGCCUGAAAUAUCCAAACUUUUGUUAUAAUUGUGAUUAAUUGGUAACAGAACUUCGUGUCGUCCAAUUUGGUCUGUAAUCAUACUCGUGAUUAAAUAAAUCGGACUCCUGUUACGCCGUCGGAUUUUGUUAAUCAGUCGUAUGAUUACAUUACGAACUGUAUCUCUUCGUUAUCUUUAUCUUAGGUCCAUUAUUCUAAGGUUGUCUCUGGCUGUUUCCUUUGUUUUCUUCGUUUUCAAUGAUAGGCGUUUCACAUCAAAAACAUUACAGAAUGUCAGAGAAUCUGGGACAACGUAAUCUUGCCAAACCAUGGGCGAGAGGCAGAAAUCUGGCUCGAGUACGCCAAUGUGUUAAGGUCAGUUAAAAGUGAUCUCGUAAUCUUUCGAAUUUUUUGCACAAGAGAGGGGAGAAGUCGUUGCGUCACGUUGCCGUUGGAAAUACUUUACGCUACUUAUACUUUGGGUGCUUGUCUUCUGUUGUGAGAAUUUUCACAAAAUUCUGUGAGAAGAAUUUCGAGAUAACUUUGAAUUUCUACAAAAAGGUAUAAAUAAUCCAUGAUCUGAAGACUGGACUUAAUCAAGACAAAUUUGCUACUUUUGGAUGCUUCCGAAAAGUUUUUAUCACUCAUUCGUUUUGCAAAUAAACUUUAUACACUCUACAACCGGCUAAACGCAAAUAGACAUGCGCGAUUUCGAAAGAACAUGAAAACAUGUGAAUCAGUAAAACGCAAUGCUAAGCUCUUUUUGUAAUUUCUAAGGCUACUUUCACGAAAACAGCGAUUGAACCAAAAUUUGUACGUAGAUUUUCUUUAAAAAAUUUCAGUGCUUCAAUUAAUUAGUGUACUACAAAAUUCCCGAAUUUCGUGUCCAUUGAAAACUUUUUAAGUUGUCUAACGUAGGCGCAAAAUGGAGUAAAUAUUGAAGCAAUUUCAUAGGUCUGGCUUAGUUUUUGCGAUCAUUUAUUCAUAAAAUCACAGAGUGCUGUCUUCCAUUCUUUCUGCGAACUUGGACACAAAAUCACGAUUUCCCAAUUAAGUACAACUGUGGCGCAUUGCCGUUAAGCGCGAUCUACCAAAAAAAAAAAAACCCCUCCUAUACUUCCAUCAUUUCUCAAUGAUUCUGUAAAAUUUUAUCCAAAUCGCCUCUAAAACAUCCGAGAUAUGAGCGUUUUAAAAGAUGCAGCAGGAGAAAAACUUUUGCUCAUAGACAGGUGUCUAUCUCUAAACUAAAGAAAGAGGAAAUAUAACUCAGUAUAAGCAACUUAUGGUUACGCUGUUUGGAAAUAAACCUCUUGUUUUGUCGCGCUCUCUCAAGGCCCCUAUGUCUUUACAGAUCUCCGUAGUUUUGCAGCAGUAGUGUAGGGCGCGCCGAAUUGACUCUUUUUUUGCGUAGGAAUCCCUUUAACUUGCGGAGGAUACAUUAUCGCCAAUGACUUUGAAGCCUUUUGUCUUUAUCUCAUGAAUAAAAUGCGAAGGAAAAAAUCUAUCUCACGCAGUCUUUGGUUAAAAGUAUUAAAAUUGUUACAGGUGAUGUUUUUGGAUUUGGUUGUAGUUUGUCCCGUGCGUGUUCUAAAUAAACAGUGCCUCAUUUCCAAAGGCAUAGCACCAUCCGAGAUUAUGACAGGCGGUUAUGGAAGCGAAUAUUAAUACCAAAGUAUUGUUAUGCACGUUGCAUUGAAUGUACUCCUAUAUCUUUGGACAUCUUGUUCCAACCAGGUCCGUUCGUGACAUUAAGAAGUGUCGCAAAAUUCUUCAACGAGCUGUGCAAUCAGCAAGUGAUAACCCUGAAAUGGUGAUCCAGGCCCUGCUCAGUUUUGAAAGAGAGGAAGGUGAGUGAAGCCGUGCACUGUAGUGAAACCUGAAUAAACUUAAGUUGCAUCUGUUUCUAGACUUUGCUAGCACUCUUAUUUUACCGAAAACUUGUCCCGCACUAAGCUUAGAUCAGGCUCUACUUUCAUUUUACUGGGUAAAUAGAUUCCAGGCCGGCAAGGCGAAUCGAAAAGUCUCCCAUUUAGUACAGCAUUUGUGUACUUGAAUUACGUGUACUUGCGAAUCGACUGUAUAACAAUGAUUGUUGCAUCACUUGCAUGUGCAUUCACGUGAUUACUGUGACAUCAGACGGACCUUUAACUCAACACUAGGGCUUUCGAGUCCACAUACCAUGCAUAUUAGUCGGUACAACACGGACAUCCCAAGAAUGUGAACAGAAUCAAGAAAAAUCUCGCUAUACAGUUAAAAGUGUGUCGCUGACCAAGAAGAGGCGGCGGGCUCCUUUUGUCGCCCGCAACAAGCGUUUUCAUUUUCUUGUAUGUUUAUUCAAAAGCAAAAUAUUUCCUGCUCAUCGUUUUCUGAUCUACAAAACACCUGUCGGGUCAGUUAAGCGUGCUUCUCUUUCCACGGUUAUCUGUUAUUUUCAAAGACACUAUUGAAGUAGCUGUUUCUGUCUGAAAAACGUGGUUCUACCAAUGUUUGGGCUUAUUUCAGGAAUCGAAUUUUUGUUUAACUGAACCCUAAACUGUGCUUUGUUGGUCCUAGGAACCUUGGAAGACUGGGAUGCUGCUUUUUCAAAAUGUCGUGUGCAGCUUUUAAGGGUCAACGAACGACGGCAGAAGGUUUGAAAAGCUACAUAGAUUUGUCCUUUGGAAAUAAGGCAAAUAAAAAUGUAGCGAGUUUUUCUCUGCUCCACGUUAUUUCUUUUUGUUAAUAUCUCACGAUUGUCACAAUUAUUUUUUUCCAGACAUGUCACAAAAAUCAGGCAGUUAGACGUCGUUACAAUUAACCAAGUCUUUUAGCGGGUAUAUUAGGUGAUAUUAGUCAGCCGUAGGAACUUUGUGACUUGUUUUAAAAAACGCAAGUUUGGAACAUGUCAGGGACUACCUUCACAGAUUGCCAAAAAUAAAACAUAUGAACCGUUGACAUCAGCUCGUAACUAAGGGAAAACUUAUGGAGUUAGUAGCGGAUACUGUCAGACAUCACCAUUAGUUGUGGUUUUCCUGGUUACAAUUUUGACACCGUGACCUGUUUUAUAUCUGUUUAAUACUUAAAGGCUGCUGAAAAGCAGGUUGUUCGUGAAAAGGCUGAACAAGAAGCUCAAGAGAAGAGAAGGAUUGCAAAUGCCGAGAAAAAAGCCGCGAAGAAAGCGGAACAGAAGAAAGCUAAAUUGGAAUUGAAAAAAAGAAAGGUGACUGAGCUGGUUUAAUAUGAUAAUUGGGAACUAAGGCGAGCGUGUAACCCAGAUCGUACUUACUCAUUCAUUAGGCUGUUGACCAAGGUGUCACUGGAGAAAAGAAUCAGAAAUCAAAGCCGAGUGACGAAGAUUCUGGAGAACCUGCCGCUAAGAAACCUCACGGUAAGAUUACAAAGCUCGCUAUUUUUUAUUUAUUCAUUAUUUAUUAAAUUUUUAAAAACGCGAUUAUGACAACUGGUAAAAGUGAUAUUAUUUGAGAAAGCUGUUAAAAAAUCCACACAUUCUUUGCAGUGAAAAGCAUUUUUGGUCGAUUUUGUUUGUUAUCUCCUCUUGAAUUUUUCGUUUUGUAAUGGUUGGAGAGGGUUGCUAUGUCCGUGGCGCCCCAACGGUCACCAUGACUACGGGAUAGGUGCCAGGUGCACUAAAACACUCAAAUAAACUGACGUUAAAGAUGUUUGCUCCUUCGUCUGUCAGAAGUAUCCCAUUGAGAAUAUCUAGUGCUGACUCUCUUUAGUUCACUGACCUUGACCUCUGGCGCUGUUUCUGCAUGAGUGGAUAACGCGCGAACUCUUUUAAUACUUGUAAUUUCUACCUUUUGUUUCCUGGUUUGUAACUGUUUUUUUUUCCUUUUAGUUGACAUGGAAAAGAUCGAUUCCUCUACGUCUCAGGAGACAACAGAUGAGCAGACAUCGACCACAACGAAACGCACGCAUGACAGGUUAGGAUGCACUUUAAACAGUCGAAAAAAAAAUGCACUUUACCAUUCCUUUGCGUUCUUUUUCCUUUUUAGUUUUGAUAGCUUCUUCCUUCUGGUUGCAACCAAGGGAUGGGGGUUGACUGAAUCUACUGUUUCUUUCCCAUUGCACUCUUCCUUUAAUGGUUAUUCUUCUUUCCAUACCUUUAUGAGCUGGCCAUCAGUCUCUAAUCGAACAGUAUUAGUGAGAGCGACUAAGAAGAGAAAUGUGGAGAUCUCUUUAGGUAAAGCCACCUACCAAACUUACCUGCUCAGGUAGCAGCAGAUCAGAAGUCCUGAACCAUUUAACUACAGUUUUCUUCUUUUUUCUUGCUUCAACUAACUUUUGCAACCUUUUUUAAAUGUAUUUAUUAACUGUACUUUUAAGGUCAUAUAUACUCACAUGUGCUUUAUAAAGUUUUGCAAUUUGUUAUUUUUUUUCUUUUUGCAGCACAAAAGAUCCCAAUACUGUAUUUGUCAGUAACCUACUGUUUUCAGUUGAUGAAGAGCGUCUAAAGGAUGUUUUCUCACCGGUAAAGAUCACUCAGUAAAAUGCUUUUCUUAAAAACUUCCCCAUUUAUUAUGUCCUCCUGUUUAAAGAACAACGUUUUAUUAACUACUGAAUAAUAUUGUAAUUAGGUUUUAAGGGUGUUUAACUCUUUUAUCAAUUUAGCUUUAUCUAUUAAAAGUUUAUAGGACAGAUUAUAUAAUUUUUUAGUUUGUAUUAUGUAAAUAAUAUGAAUUGUAAAUACGCAAUUCAGCCUUUGGGCUUCAAAAGUGUUUAAUAAACUAUCUAUCUAUCUAUCUAUCUAUGUAUCUCUCUACCUCUAUGUAUCUUUCUCUUGAUAAUUUUCAAUCGGAAGCAAAUGAAUUGGCAAAGUAAAUUGGCCAUUGCACUGACCUUUCGAGCGAUAGUUCUUCGUCAGAGCGCGGCAUACAAGUCAAACUAUCGUGGGUUGUGUGUGGUUUAUAAACCGAAGAUUGCAGCUAUGGUAUUGGUUGAAACAUGCUAACGUGUUAGAAAAGAACAAAUUAGUUGAAUGAAAAGUGUUUGUUGAUCCCCGUGUGAUGAGUGAGAUGGCUUAAGUUAGUUCCGCCCGCUCUUCUUUAGCCUGGAAUUGAACACUUCAUUAGACAUGGUUGUUAGUACGGGAACAGACAGUAUUCGUGUUUUACAUUUUUUAACUUUAACUAGAUUGUAGUCCUGGCCAAGGAAGUAAACAUGGAAAUAUUUUUAUGAUAAGUCUAGAGCAAGAGCUUUAUCCUCUCUUGGCCUAGAGUGCAUGGUAGUUCUUAUUCUUAACACUCAGUGCCAGGAAUUCAAAGGUGUUCUAUAGUCACGUUUACUCUAAUUCUUCUACAAUGAUUAUCAAAUGGCUACUAAUGACAUAAAUCGCCUUCCUUAAUUAUUUACAGCUAGGUGAAGUAGUUGAAGUUCGACUAGUAAGGAAUCAGAGUGGAAAAUCUAAAGGAUAUGCUUAUGUCGAGUUCAAAAAUCAGGUAACAGGGCAUUGGUGUUAAAAGGCCUUUUCCCUUCUUAACCUUUUUUUGUCUGAGGACGUAUUCGUUUGCAAAAAGUUGUAGCGUAAUGAAAUUGUAUCUUUUACUGCUUCCUCAAUCCACUGUUUUUUUUUUAAUUGAAGUCAUCAGUGGAAGCUGGUUUAUCCAUGGACCGAACCAAGUUGGAGGGAAGACCCAUGUUUAUCUCUCCUUCAGUGGACAAGUCCACAAACCCUACUCAGUUCAAGGUAGAAUAUUACUGACACCUGUUAAUUGUAACAGAUAUAUGUUAUUUAUUUAUUUUCUUUUGACUUUCAUCGUGUUUAAAUAAAGGUUUUGAUUGAUUGAUUUAUUGAUUGAUUCAAAUGUGGCCACUGUAUUUUUUCUUCGUAGUUUCCCACAUCACUGAACAAGAAAACACUGUUUGUCUCUAAUCUGCCGUUCGACGCUAAAGAGUCAGAUCUAGAGGAAUUGUUUAAAGGGGUGAGAUUUUUGCAUACUGUAGUGAUUUAUGAUUAGUAGACUAUCGGUACACCAAACAUAAUGUACAGGCAAGUCUGCUUGAGGGAACUAAACUGAUGCUGAAUAUUUAAUAUUCAACAUUGAACUAUAUCACGUCUUCUCUGCAUCAGUUGGCAUUGAGCGGUUUGAAGAAUUUCUGCCUCAUAGCAAACACCACUAGUAUAUCCUCGUCAAUGAUGGCCCUUAUGCAUGUGUACGUGAGACGAGCAAAUUUAACCACAAAGUAACGUUUGCGAAAAGGAUAUGUUGCAUUUGACCUCUUUCUGUACGAAUAUACCGGUAAGAAGAAUAUACGUUAUGAACCUGCUAUUGUUGUGUUAUAAAUAACAACGUCGUUGAUUUAUCGCACAGAGGUGAAUUUUCCUAAAAAUACGGCGAAGGAACAAAGGGGGAAUUUGAUUUCUUUGUGGCUCUGUGCAGACGUGCGUAGAAUCAACUUUUCGCGGGAAAUUGUUAGUUCUAAAAUAAAAAUACGGGAAAGGUUGACUCAAAGUUAUAGCACAAGUGGAGACUCCGGAUAAUCGGCUCCUGACAAUAAACAGUAAGUUUCCACAAUGACAAUAGAUUGCUGUUUACGUUUUUAACCGCAGCAGGAUUAUUUUAGUCGGUAGAAUGCUUGACUGUGAAGCGGGAGGUCGCGGGUUCGAUUCCCGGGACCGGACCGGUACUCAGGGUCUUAAAAUAACUGAGAAAUGAAGGUACUCUCUUUGCACUGCAAGCGGCUGGACCUUCCGGUGGCUCGGAUGACCACGUAAAAUGGCUGGGUCCCGUAAAUACAUUAACACUCAAAUAAAGUGCAUUUUUUGUGAUUACAGCAUGGUAAAAUUAACGAAAUACGACUGGUAACCAACAGAGCUGGAAAACCCAAAGGAUUCGGAUACGUAGAGUAUGAGCAAGAGGUAAGUGAGACCGCUGGCUCCUUGUCAUCCACCUGUGUUUUCGCCUCAGUGUGUUCGUCCUUCCGAGCCUCAGGUGUUAUAUGGGGUGAAGUCCUUUAAAUUGUGCAAAUUGCUUUAUCGUGCUAGAUCUGUGUGUGGAAAUAUCGCAUACGAACGGAGUUGUCUUUUGCCUCUGAUUCGGAGAAACUAAAGACUACUACGUAAACUUCAUGAGAUAAGAGCGAUAGCUUAAAACUAUCAAACGUAACAAUCUUGUAUGUAAUUUACGGGAGGCUUUGUUGACACUUCCAUCCUUUCAAAGGACUUACCUCGUUUGCACAUUUGUUUGAGAUGCUAUUAUACUAGAUACACGUUGAAUUGCCUGAGUAAUCUAAUUUAAGCCAGUCCCGUAAAGAACUUGGAUGGAAAAAGUUGUCAAAAGAGGUUUACUCUCUGAAGAUUACAGCAUGUAGAAGAUUAAGGUUAAUUCGUCCUGUUACUAAUGUAAGUUUAUUAGGCUCGAAGUGCGGAGAUUUUUUUGUUGGUCCGAAAUACCUCGUGUUUUAAUCAGACAGGGGCGUCAUCCGCCAUAUUAGCGUUGGAUGGAAGUCACGUGGGAGGCAGGCAGAUUUCGGUUGCAUUGUCAAAUCCACCAGCUAGAAAACCCAGACAGCCCGGAACCGAACAGCAACAGCCUGGGAAAGAGCAGCCAGGAAGGUAAGAACGCUUCACUUUAUAUGAAUAACUCCAUAAGCCUUUAAGAGACCUCAAGCGUAUGUAGCUAGUCCUGUAAUUCUGGGAGGGUGGGGAGGGUAGAGUGCUUACUGCAGCAGCUAAUGAAACAACAAGUUCAUAACUGAUCAUACCCAUUUUGUUUUUCAGUCGUGGCCGUUCACGAACCCAGUUGCAGCUCAUUCCCAGGUCUCUUCAGAAAGCCACAUCGUCGGUACCAGGUCCCUCAGCAAAGAGCUCCACUGCAGCAAGUGAGGAAAAGACCGAGGCCAAUGGUGCCAGCCAGUCGUCGGAGCCGGCUAAAAAGGGUUUUACCAAUGAGUAUUUCAGAAACCUCAUGCUUAAAAAGAACUGAAAACCAAUCUCGAAUUAUCUGUUAUUUAUACAAGAACCCAUAUGAGUCCGACUACAGCAGCGAAACUCAGAAACUGCUACAUGACAUGAGGCAAGCAAAUCCUGCAUUUUCUUAGGACUGACUACAUCGCGUUAAAAGAGAACUUCUACGAGCUUAAAUAUCUGACAGAAAGAACGCGGUACAAAUUUUGAUAAAUGCCAGUCUUAGAAAUGAAUAGAAACUGUCCCUUGACCGUCCUCUUUGUGUUUUCCUCUAACUGUAGAGUUGUGUAGGUUUUUAAGUGUAAAGGAAAGAAACUAAGAUGGUAAAACGUCGGAAAGUCCUAAGAUCCUAUGUAUCGAAGGGACACUGACCCCGUCAUGUUUUUUAUAAACCUUGUGGUAAAAUGAUUUUAGUAAGAGCUAAAUUGAAGAAAAUAUAUCGUUUUUACUGAUAUAAAUGCACAAAAAUGAAAGUGUAGUGAAGUAGGAAUAAAUGAAAAGGCAAGGAAUCUGCUUUACACCUUUGACGGCCU
This is a messenger RNA of Porites evermanni, 23319 nucleotides long. NCBI's taxonomy places the organism in Eukaryota, Metazoa, Cnidaria, Anthozoa, Scleractinia, Poritidae. The record is from the annotation of a GenBank genome assembly.